This is a messenger RNA of Pieris napi, 7011 nucleotides long. RefSeq names its product muscle calcium channel subunit alpha-1-like. The coding region runs from base 389 to 5908 and encodes 1839 amino acids. The record is from RefSeq and is a predicted model, not a curated record. Gene Ontology annotation, molecular function: high voltage-gated calcium channel activity. Lineage: Eukaryota; Metazoa; Arthropoda; Insecta; Lepidoptera; Pieridae. Gene Ontology annotation, biological process: calcium ion import across plasma membrane. The transcript is spliced from 49 exons. Gene Ontology annotation, cellular component: membrane; voltage-gated calcium channel complex.
GAUUCUAACCUAAAUUCGAAUUUCGAGCUUCGCUUGCCGCGGACGCGCGCCCAGCGCUUUUUAAAAAUAAAACAUAAUUUUCAACCAGCAUUCCAUUCUAAUCUAUCAUAGACAAAGUGACAAAAAGGUUUUUCGAAAAGAGGUUUUUUUAGUGGCAGGACUACCUAUGCGUGUAAAAUGUCAAAAAUAGUAUUUUAGCCUCAAAUUGUGCGCACUGAAAGCUCGUCUUAUUUCGGUGACAUAUCAGUGACCUCGAACAAUCGUUUUGGCGGGCAUUUUUCUAAUUUCAACACUGUAAAUGUUGGACUAGUUUAAUUAUUUUUUGUGUUAAGUGAAAAUGACGUGUUGAUGCUAUUUUCUGGAUUGAUUGCGAAAAUAAACGGUUAUAAUGGAAACCCAAGCCCAGCCAACGACACCAGAAGGAGAUGACACAGGCCAGCCGCCUGUUCCACAGAAGAAGCAGGCCAGAGCGCGAGGCAAGGCGCAACCAGAACGACCUAAGAGGAGUCUUUUCUGCCUCACCCUCAAUAAUCCUUUGAGGAAACUUUGUUAUGACAUCGUGGAGUGGAAACCGUUUGAAUAUAUGAUUUUGACUACAAUUUUCGCCAAUUGCAUUGCGUUAGCCGUAUUCACACCAUACCCAGCCAGUGACACGAACAAUACAAAUCAAAUUUUAGAAAAGGUAGAAUGGGUUUUCAUGGCGAUUUUUACCGGAGAGUGUGUGAUGAAGAUAAUAGCGUAUGGCUUUUUGAUGCAUCCUGGAGCUUAUCUGAGAAACGCCUGGAACAGUUUGGACUUUACUAUUGUUACUAUAGGCAUAGUGAGUCAGCUCUUACAAGUAAUAUCUAAGGAUUUGUUUGACGUAAAAGCCUUAAGAGCUUUCAGAGUUCUACGACCGCUACGAUUAGUGUCGGGAGUACCAAGUCUCCAAAUAGUUUUAAAUUCAAUAUUGAAGGCGAUGGUACCUCUGUUCCAUAUCGCUUUUCUCGUUCUUUUUGUGAUCAUUAUCUAUGCUAUUAUUGGUUUGGAGCUGUUUUCCGGGGUUCUACAUGAUACCUGCUUUGAUAAUGAAACUAAAAAAAUGGUAGAUGAACCAUCCCCUUGUUCCCGGGAAGCUGAUGUUGGCAACCACUGUGAUGAGGGCCAGAUAUGCAAGGACUAUUGGGUUGGGAUUAAUUUUGGUAUCACCAAUUUUGACAAUAUUGGAUAUGCGAUGCUCACUGUAUUCCAAUGUAUCACACUUGAGGGAUGGACGGAUAUUAUGUACGCGAUAGCUGACGUGAAAGGCAACACCUGGGUGUGGAUCUAUUUCGUUACUUUGGUUAUUUUUGGAAAUUUCUUCGUUAUGAACUUGAUUCUCGGAGUUUUAUCCGGAGAGUUCUCAAAAGAAAGAGAAAAAGCAAAGAAUAGAGGAGAUUUUCAGAAGUCAAGAGAACGACAGCAGUUUGAAGAAGAUUUGAAAGGAUAUCUCAAUUGGAUAACAGUUGCUGAAGAGCUGGAUCUCGAAAAUGAUCAAGGGCAGAAGGAACAAGACCAGGAAAAUCAAGGUAAUAAAAAUGAGAGAAUAAAUAAUGAAGACUCGCAAACAAAUAUAAACGGAAAUGGCGAAGCUCAGAAAACUACAACAUGCAAAAUCUACUGUAAGAGAUUUGACAAAGUUAAUCGUCGUAUGCGCAGGUCGUGUCGUAAAGCUGUCAAGUCGCAAACGUUUUAUUGGGCUAUUAUUGUACUUGUAUUUCUGAAUACACUUGUACUAGCCACAGAACAUUAUAAUCAAGACCCAUGGUUGGAUGACUUCCAAAACUACGCCAACUAUUUGUUCGUCGUGCUGUUUACUAUGGAGAUGCUUGUUAAGAUGUAUGCUUUGGGAUUCCAGGGUUACUUCGUAUCUCUAUUCAACCGCUUCGACUGCUUCGUCAUGGUCUGCUCCAUUCUGGAGCUGGGUCUCACAAUUUCUGGAACCAUUCCUCAACUGGGUAUAUCUGUGCUUCGAUGUGUCAGGCUUCUGAGGGUAUUCAAAGUUACCAAAUAUUGGCGAUCGCUAUCUAACCUCGUGGCCUCACUUCUAAACUCAAUUCAAUCUAUCUUCUCCCUUCUUCUUCUAUUGUUUCUGUUCAUCAUGAUCUUUGCGUUACUGGGUAUGCAAGUAUUCGGAGGAAGAUUUGACUACGACCCAGAGGAACAAAAAGAGAGGCAUAACUUUGAUUCUUUUUGGCAGGCUGUGUUGACAAUGUUUCAGAUCCUAACAGGAGAAGACUGGAAUGUGGUGAUGUAUCAUGGUAUAAAUGCAUAUGGUGGUGUUGGUACACCUGGUAUGCUUGCUUCGAUAUACUUCAUUAUUAUUUUCAUCUGUGGUAACUAUAUACUAUUAAACGUGUUCUUGGCUAUCGCUGUUGAUAAUUUGGGAGACGCGGAAGAGAUGGAUCAGGAAGUAGAAAUUGUUAAAGAGAAAGAUGAUGGUGAUAAUACCGAAGCUGGAAAUCCUCAAAUAGAUGAAGAGAGAGGUGAAACAGAUGAUGAAUAUGUCAAUGAAGAGGAAGGAUAUUCUAGUGAGGGCCAAAAGUAUAAAAAGUACAAAAGAGUUGCCAGAUCUGAAAAUGAGUAUGAGGAAACCGGUUCCGAAGAAGAAAUAGAACAAGAAAUUGAAGACCAGACUGACAAUGCUAAUGACGCACUAGUAACGGUAGAGAAGAAACAAAACGGGGAUGUUAAGAAACAAGAAUCACCUCCGCCUCCAAAGCGACAACCAACAAUAUCGGCCAGACCUAGGAGGCUGUCAGAAGUCGAAAUUAAAUCUCAGGAGAGACCAAUACCAGAAGCCAGCAGCUUUUUUAUAUUCUCGAAAAACAAUUGGUUCCGAGUUACCUGUUAUAAUGUACAAAACAAUUCUUGGUUUAAGAAUUUGAUUCUGGUUUGUAUUCUUGCCUCCUCUCUUAUGUUGGCUAUGGAAGAUCCCGUUGAAGGAAAGGCUACCGAGGGCAAACGAGAGAUUCUUCGUAGAGUCGACUACUUCUUCACUACAGUGUUCACCAUUGAACUCUUACUAAAACUCAUCACCUACGGUUUCAUUCUACAUAAGGACGCAUUCUGUCGUUCCGCUUUUAACCUGCUUGACUUGUUGGUCGUCAUCGUUUCUCUUGUAUCUCUAUCUGGAUCAAAUAAUGUUUCGUUCAUCAAAAUAUUGCGGGUAUUCCGAGUAUUGAGGCCUCUUAGGGCUAUCAAUAGGGCUAAAGGAUUGAAGUAUGUGGUGAAGUGUGUGUUUGCUUCAAUUAAAUCGAUCGGGAACAUCCUGGUUAUAAACCAUAUGUUGCAAUUUAUGUUCGCUGUCGUUGGCAUUCAAUUGUUUAAGGGUAAAUUCUAUAGCUGCACAGAUAUAACCAAAGUGACAUCUGAAGAAUGCCAUGGUGCAUACCUAGUAUACAAAAAUGGUAAGCCAACAAUAGAAGACCGUAUAUGGCAGAAGAAUAAAUUUAAUUUCGACAAUGUCUUCAAAGGAAUGCUAACAUUAUUCACCGUAUCCACAUUUGAGGGAUGGCCUGGACUAUUAUCAACAUCAAUGGACUCAAAUGAGGAAAAUCAUGGGCCUAUAGAGAACUCUCGGCCCCUUGUAGCAUUCUUUUACAUAAGUUAUAUUAUUGUGAUAGCAUUUUUUAUGGUUAACAUAUUCGUAGGUUUUGUCAUAGUUACAUUCCAAAAAGAAGGAGAGCAAGAGUUCAAAGAUUGUGAAUUAGAUAAGAAUCAAAGGAACUGCGUUGAGUUCGCACUAAAAGCUAAACCAAUAAGGAGGUAUAUUCCAAAACAUCGAAUCCAAUACAAGACAUGGUGGUUUGUGACUUCACAGCGGUUUGAGUACGUCAUAUUUUUCUUUAUCGUCCUCAAUACUGUGGCGCUCAUGAUGAAGUAUCAUGAUGCACAACCCUUAUAUAAGAAGAUACUGGACUAUUUAAAUAUGCUUUUAACGACAGUUUUUAUGUUGGAAUUUGUUUUUAAAUUGGCAGCAUUUAGAUUUAAGAAUUACUUCGGCGAUGCAUGGAAUACAACGGAUUUUAUAUUGGUAGUGGGCAGUAUAAUAGAUAUCGUAGUUACUCAAGUGAAUGAAAAUAAACUGCCAUCCGAACUCAUUGCACCCCUUGGAGCAAAUAAAGAGGGCUCUACAACUCUUCUAAAAUACAUCACAUUUUUCCGUCUAUUUCGAGCCAUGCGUUUGAUAAAAUUGCUAUCAAGAGGAGAACGAAUACGAACUCUACUUUGGACAUUUAUAAAGUCAUUUCAGGCUCUACCAUAUGUAGCCCUGCUGAUUGUGCUACUAUUUUUCAUUUAUGCCGUUGUUGGAAUGCAGUUGUUUGGUAAAAUAGCCUUAGACGAUGAGGUACUAACCAGAAAUAACAACUUCCAAACGUUUGGCAGCGCAUUGAUGGUGUUAUUUAGAUCAGCUACUGGUGAAGCCUGGCAGGAUAUAAUGAUGGCGUUGUCCCCCAAUGAUGACGAGCAUCCCGGUAUCCCCGUAGGCUGUUACCACGCUGAUGGCGAUAACUCCACCCUGGUAGAACUCGGCUGUGGAACAAAUUUAGCUUUCCCCUACUUUAUUUCGUUUUCUCUUCUGUGUACAUUUUUGAUUAUCAAUUUAUUCGUCGCCGUUAUUAUGGAUAAUUUCGAUUACCUCACACGAGAUUGGUCUAUUUUGGGACCUCACCAUCUUGACGAGUUUGUUAGGUUAUGGAGUGAGUACGAUCCAGAUGCUAAAGGUAGAAUAAAACAUUUGGAUGUCGUCACGUUACUGAGGAAAAUCAGUCCGCCUCUAGGUUUUGGCAAGCUUUGUCCCCAUAGAACAGCCUGCAAGCGACUCGUAUCAAUGAACAUGCCCCUGAACUCUGAUGGCACUGUCAACUUCAAUGCCACGCUUUUCGCCGUUGUGAGAACACAACUGCAGAUAAAAACUUCAGGAGUAAUUGACCAGUGCAACACGGAGUUGCGGGCAAUAAUAAAAAAGAUAUGGAAACGAACAUCACCAAAACUGUUGGACCAGGUAGUGCCCCCGCCAGGAGACCCGAACGAGAUAACGGUUGGAAAAUUCUACGCCACAUUCCUCAUACAGGAUUACUUCAGACGGAACCAUGCAUUCAGGAAACGAAAGGAGCAGGAAGCAGUCAAAAACAAUCAGACAACUCUUCAAGCUGGUUUACGGAAAAUGCAUGAAGCUGGACCCGAACUGAAGCGAGCUAUUUCUGGCAAUCUUGAUGACGUUGUUGGGGAAGUCGUUGAACCUAUGCAUAGAAGAAAUCACACACUAUUCGGUUCUGUUUGGACAAGUAUUAAGAAGGGCCGUGGAAGUUUUUAUGGACCUCGAAAACCGUCUAAAGCUAUGGUCAAAUCUAAAUCAAUGAAUGGUGACAAAAACAUAUCCUUGGGUUUCAUGAUGCAAAGGGAGUUAGGAAUGGACGGGAAAAUUCCGGAAGAGGAAAAUAAAUAUAAUGAUGACCAAAGUGAAAGCGAUGAGGAGAUCGCGAUGCAACCUCUUUUACACGGAAAGGAUUCGGAGAGGAUUUUCAGAGUUAUCGAAAAAACAUCGAAUGAUUUAAUGACAAGUAUGAGAUACAAUCGUGACAAUAUGCGACAGAUAAACAAGGUGCCUUAUUGUGUAGAGAAACCAGCAGAGAGUCUGAUUGCUCGGGUGCUAACGGAUCAAGGAUUGGGCAAAUAUUGUGACGCCGACUUUCUACAGAGCACUACCCGCGAAAUGCAGGAGGCGCUCGACCUCACACAAGAGGAGAUGGACACCGCUGCAAAUCAGCUUAUUUUGAAAGAGCGCUUGAUGGCUCAAACUUCUGAGAACACUGUGGAAAACUUGCUAUCUCGUCAGUACCAUCCCUUCCACCAGCCCCCGAUGCAGCCUCCGUGCAAGAAAUAAGCAAUUUUUAUAAAUUUUUGGUUUCAUUUUCACCCAUGUUGGUUGACAGCCACAUGGGUUUUUUGCCAUUUUGGCAGGUUCUGCGGAGCUUUGGAGUUUGGUCACGGAGUUUUGUAGUUUUAAAAGCGAUAAUGAGAUUAUGCUUACGGUAUGUUAAAAUAUUGUUUAUGUAAAUAGUUUGUUUUUAAACGUCCUUCGAGUUAUUUGCAUUUGCUUUCAAACGUGUUUUUGUACAUGAUCUAGUUUAAUAUAAAAUGUAAUUUGGAGGGCACAAAAGGCUGAUUCUGCCAUUUGGAAAAUUUACGCAGGAAUGUGCCUUGAAAAAUUUAUAUUUACAUGAUUUUUUUAGCAAAUAUUGUGCAUAUUAGUAAUAUACGCUUUUGGCAUGAAGAAAUAUACUUGGCUAUGUGCCUUAUAAGUUAUAACCAAAGUAAUAUAUUUAAACUUAUUCUACGAAAAAUAAUAUAAAAAUAUGUAUAUUAGAAGUUAAGUGCCAAAAUAUUGAUAAUAUAAUUACCCAAAGCUUUUAUUUCGUGUAUUUAUCUUUAUGCGAAUUAUAUUUUUGAAAACUUAUGCUAUGAUUUAUAAGGGUAAACAGUGUGCUUAUCUAUUUACUCAGUGUUGUAAUUCAUUUUGUACGAAAUAUAUUGUAAUUGUUAACCAUAAAAUAAUUUUAAAAGACUUGUCUUUGAUUUAGCUGCUGAUCUUACAGACUAUCGAAAUCUACUUUUUCGAUGUUGUAUAAAAAAAUACAGGUAUUUUUAGGUAUAUUUAUGAGUCAAAAUCAUCAUUGCCCCUAACUCUUUUCAUGAUAUUCUCCUCAUCAUUCCAUAAAGCGGCAAAGGCUUUUGUAAUUGAAGACAAAGAGUCCAUAGAUUUUGAUGCUCCAAAGUUGACUAAGAAAUCUCUUUCAGAUUUGAAUCUAUUUGAUUGCUCUACCAGAGGCCGAUCGACAUCGGAAAGUACUAAUGGAUACGCUUGACUUGACGCACCUUCAUUGUCAAUCGUUUCUGCCUCAAAAUGCUCCUGUAUUUUUUUUUCUUUAUCUGUAUUCGCGUACAUUUCGUCAAUUUCUUCUUGAAGGCUUUUGAUUAAAUUUUCAA